Aspergillus sclerotioniger CBS 115572 is the source of this 2074-nucleotide messenger RNA. Its product is annotated as MFS general substrate transporter. Gene Ontology annotation, biological process: transmembrane transport. Gene Ontology annotation, molecular function: transmembrane transporter activity. NCBI's taxonomy places the organism in Eukaryota, Fungi, Ascomycota, Eurotiomycetes, Eurotiales, Aspergillaceae. The record is from RefSeq and is a predicted model, not a curated record. The coding region runs from base 360 to 1991 and encodes 543 amino acids. The transcript has a single exon.
UCCCAUGUUCGGCCGACGAAUUUCGGACGAGCGAUCGUCCCUUAUAUGUUGACCGGGUCCACCCACACGGCGAUUGUCUGUUAAACUCCUAAUCCCGCUAACUUGGACUACCACAUUUUGUUGGCCUGACUGUGAUUACAGGCAACUUUGUCCUUGUCGGCUUCGUGCAUGAGAUUCUUGGUUUUGCUCCACGGCCCUAACGGAUAUAAGCAGAGGACAUGGGUAAACCUGCCCUGGAAUUGUUAUAUCCGCAGUCCAGCAGAUAUUUAAUACGGGCCAUUCUUCCUACAAUGCUUUGGAUUAAACAAAGUCAGGAGUUCAGAAACCAGCUUUGAACCGCGACGCCCAACACUCUCAUCAUGGACAGCCCACUCCAUCCACACAGCGAGAAAACCCACCAUGGUGCCAACACUACCGAUGAUGUCCGCACGAUCACCGGAUUUCGCUGGUUUCUUAUCUGCGCAGCUCUAUAUCUCUCCGCCCUGAUAUACGGCCUCGACACGACCAUCGCUGCAGACGUGCAAGGCGCGGUAAUCGGGACUUUCUCGGAUGUGUCGCAGAUGGCCUGGAUCGGGGCGGGUUUCCCUCUCGGUUCCGUGGCAGUGAUCCUCCCAUACGGCUUCCUGUACACCACCAUGAACAUGAAAUGGCUCUACAUCGCCGGAAUCGUACUCUUCCAGGCCGGAUCCACCCUUUGUGGCGCCGCCCCGACCAUGAGCACCCUGAUUGUCGGCCGUGUCAUUGCAGGUGCCGGAGGAACAGGUAUCUACCUGGGAGGCCUCAACCACUUCUCCGCCAUGACGACCCGUCAUGAACGCGGCACCUAUCUCACCGGCACUGGUUUUGUCUGGGGCGUGGGGGCCAUUCUCGGUCCUGUCGUAGGGGGCGGUUUCUCCGACUCCUCCGCCACCUGGCGCUGGGGCUUCUACCUGAACCUGGUGAUUGGAGCCAUCACUGCCCCAGUAUAUCUCUUCUAUCUACCAGCCAUCCAUCCCGGUGCCGGCCAAUCGCUCCGAAAUUGCCUUCUCCAUCUUGACUACAUCGGCUUUAUCCUCAGCGCAGGCAUGUGGGUAACCUUCACCCUAGUCUUCAUCUCAGCCGGAGGCAUCUGGACCUGGGACUCCGGCGCCACAAUCGCCCUGAUCAUCAUUUUUGCAGUGCUAUUUAUACUCUAUGCCCUCCAACAGUACUUCUGCAUCUUCACCACAGCCUCCACCCGCUCCUUCCCGGGUCAUCUCCUUCGCUCCCGUACCCAAAUCCUCCUCUACAUCACCACCACCUGCGCCAACACGGCCAUGUUCUUCACAGCGUUCUACAUACCGAUAUACUUCCAAUUCACCCGCAACGAUACCUCCCUGAUGGCCGCCGUGCGUCUCCUCCCGUACCUCCUCGUGACCAUUACAACAAACCUAGCUAUCGGCUUCCUUCUCCCAAAGAUAAAAUACUACAUGCCGCUAUGUCUCAUCUCCGGCGUCCUCCUCACCCUAUCAAGCGCUCUUUUCGUCAGCUAUUUAUCUCCCACAACCCCAGCGGGACAAAUUUACGGCUUCACUAUCCUAAUGGCUGUUGGAACAGGAAUCACCAUGCAGCUCGGCUACGCCGUCGCCAGUCUCAAAGUCCCAGCCGGUGAUGUUUUCAGCGCGAUCAAUCUACAAAAUGUCGCGCAGAUCGGCUCCACGGUAAUAUGCCUGGUGAUUGCGAGUCAGGUGUUUCAGUCGACUGCAGUUCAGAAUUUGAAUUCUGUCUUGAAGGGGCAGGGGUUCAGCGAAAUCGAGAUCCAUAACGCAGUGGCGGGGGCACAGAGUACAUUGUUCCAGAGCUUGAGCGGAGAGUUGAGGGAGAAAGCAAUCCGAUCAAUCACGGAUGCGAUGGCCAGGGCGUUUAUUAUUCCGUUGGUGGCGGGGGCGGUGGGGGUGGUUAGUUCGUUGGGGAUGAAGAGGGAGAGAUUAUUUGAGGACGAGGAGAGAGAGGUUAUCUGUGUAGGGGCCUGAGGGAUGGAUGUGGAGGGAUAGUCGAUAGAAUAGUUGGUAGGGCAUUGAUGUAAUUUCAGUCCAGGAGAGAAUGUGUUGGAAAC